Neolamprologus brichardi is the source of this 4632-nucleotide messenger RNA. NCBI's taxonomy places the organism in Eukaryota, Metazoa, Chordata, Actinopteri, Cichliformes, Cichlidae. The record is from RefSeq and is a predicted model, not a curated record.
UUUGCACCGACGGAGUUUUAUUUAUUCGGAAAUGUGGGUCUGUUCUAUGUGGUGUAUUUCUGGGCUGACAGCUGUCUGUGAUUCAGUCUGUCUCUUCAUCUUUACUGAGAACUUGAACCUGAGUCGUCCUCGUCUUCAUCAUCCUCGUCUUCUCCUCCGUGUGGAGUCACCGGGUCUGGACCGGAUCGAGGUUCCUCAGCUGCCCCUCUGCUGCUCUAAUCCCCCCUCUGAGACUUUGAUCUCGCAGUGGCUGCUGGGAGAAGCUUUUCCUUUUCUUCUUCGGAGUCCGCAGAGAUGUCAGCCGUUAUUCCGGAGCAGGUCCGGAGCGAGCAGGGGAGCCUCAGCGGAGCCGAGCCGGAGCAGCCGGAGGCCGGCGUACUGCAGCCGCAGACCGUGUUUGUCAUCCUGGACCCGGCGGAAACUCUCAACGUGGUCCGAGUGGAGUCUGGGAUCGUUGCUGACAUCGAGGUCGACGGUCUGCUGCCAUCUGACUGCGACACCUUCUACGAAAUCAAGAGUCAGCCAAUCAGCAUCAGUUCAUCAGCAGCAGCUCCCUCCUCUUCAUCUUCUUCACUGCCGUCAGUGAUGUCAUCGAGGGUUUUGAUGCGUCAGGAUCUGAUGCGUCAGCAGGCUCUGGAGGAGGAGCAUAAGGAGACGCAGAAAAAGCAACAGCAGCUUCUUCGCUUCUCCGACUCCUCCUCGCCCAUCUGCGUCUCGGUGCCCUCCUCCUGCAUACCUCCUGCUCAGGUCCCCGUGGAGGUGCUAAAGGUGCAGACUCACCUGGAGAAUCCCACCAGGUAUCACAUCCAGCAGGCUCAGAGGCAGCAGGUCCGUCAGUACCUGUCCACCACCAAGACAGCCAAUCAGCAGCAGGCUGCAGUGGCAAGCCACUCCCCCCAGCUGGGUUCCACCCCUGGACAGCCAAUGGACGGGAGCGCCAAACAGGAAGUAAGAAACAAACAUGUGAACAAACAAACAGGCUUUAUUUUUAGACUGAAUCGUAGACGUUUCCUCAUUUUUAAACAGUCGUCUGAACAGAAAGGGGAAGAUCAGCAGCAGCUCAGCGACUCGCUGUGUGUCUGUGUGUGUGUGUGUGUUUGUUUGCAUGUGUGUUUGUGUGCAAUUAGCAAGAUGAGGAUUUUGGUGUUACUGCCCGACCAUGAGAAGAGGAGGAUUAAAUCGGAGCUCGCUGAUCCUGAGAACUUGCUGGACGGGUAUGGUGGCAGCGGCGGGAACUCCAUGCCUACGCUUACCGUUAGUAACAGCUGCCCAGCCAACCUGCAUGCCGUCAAGAGAGAGCUGACUGAGGUGGAGUCCAAAGCUCUGAUUAAAGAAAGGCAGAAGAAGGACAAUCACAACCUCAUCGAGAGGAGGCGGCGCUUCAACAUCAAUGACCGGAUCAAAGAACUCGGAGCUCUGAUCCCUAAAUCCUCUGACCCUGAGACGAGGUGGAACAAAGGAACCAUCCUGAAGGCGUCGGUGGAUUACAUCCGCAAGCUGCAGAAGGACCAGCACAGAGCCCGAGAGAUGGAGGACAGGCAGAGGAGGCUGGAGAGCACCAACCAUUCGCUGAUGCUCCGCAUACAGGAGUUGGAGCUUCAGGCCCGCGUCCAUGGCCUCUCCUCUUCCUCCUCCAACUCACCUCCCCCGAAGUCCUCCUCCUCCUCUCUGGACCCCCAGACCCUGCUCUCUACUCCACUGCUUCACCCCUUUUCCUCUUCCUCCGCCCCCUCCUCCUCCUCCCUGGUGACUCCCUCUCUGGGUCUAGAUGCUCUGACUUUUACGGACCUGGAUGAGCCUCAGGGAGCCGCCACCGUUUUCUCCCCAGACCUGAUGUCUGACAUGGGGCUGACUGACCUGAACGGCCUGGGGAGCCUCCUGAUGGAGGACGGGAGCGGGGCAGGAGUGAUGUCCGACCCUCUGCUGUCCUGCGGAGCUUCGAAGACCAGCAGCAGAAGGAGCAGCUUCAGCAUGGAUGAGGAUCUUUGAUGACCCCAUCGCGCACAGGGAUCUGAUUGGCCAGAACUGAAGGCGGGACUUCAUUUUAAAUUUUUUUUUAGGGAACUGCUUUCAAUCUGUGACAUCAUCAAAGCAAAAAACACACCGAGGUGUGCAGUGUAACAGAAACCAUCAGCAUGUCUUCCAGGGGACUCCCCUUUGUCCUGAAGUGUUGUUGUCACAGCUGUUGUUGCAAACCCCAGUGUCAAAAUUGUGUUCAGGUUCCUCACACGCACUCACCUGAACCGCUGAGACUCAAAGAAUCAUGAUUUUUUUUUUUUUAAAUGUGGAUUUUGGAGGUUUUAUAAAGUAGUCAAAAAUACUGAGACAUUGAUUGUUCCUCAGUUCAUUCCUGUAAAUAUAAAUGAAUCUAUAAUCACUGUGCUGGAAAACUGAGUAGAGAUUUUUAUUGGAUCAGAGGAGUCUGCAUAGCUUCAGGACUUUGAUUCAGUUUUAUUUUUAAUAUAUGCGCUGCCUGUUUGAAACCGUGUCCAGAGCAAAAAGAAGGGAAACUUUUGUAAUCGGCCACCAAUCCUUAAGAAAACUGUUCAUUUCAGUUUGUUUCAUCUUUAGAGUUUUAUUAGCAUUGAGACUCUUCAAAUUAACAUUUUAAGCUUCAAUCAAUUCUUGCUGAUGAGUUUAUAAUCGUUAGCCUUCAAUUAAACUAGCUACAGUUUCCAUUGCUUGAGGCUAAUUAUAAGCUAACUCUUAGCUGCAGGUGUUUUGUCUUCAGGAACCCUCCUACCUUAUAACAGAGAGGUUACCAAACAAGAACUUGUCGAGUUAGCUGUUAAUGUUAAAACGUGCUCGCGUUAAAAGCUAACUAGUUACAUACUGUUCAUAUUCUCCUACCUGCUAGUUUAGCUAGCUACUGUACAGAGCUAGCUGCUAUCUGUGCUUGAUGUAAUUAGCUCUAGCUAAAAUCGUGUCAUCUUAGCAGCUAUGUUUGUUUGUGGAACGAUUUCCUCAUAUGUUACAGUCGCCGAUGUAAAUGUAUCUGGGUUUUGUUGGAAAUUUAAGGUGCUCUGCUGGUGAUGCUGGUUAGGAAAAAUAAUACUGACUGCAGACAAGUUAGUAAGAUGUGGGAACAGAGACACCAAGACACAAGAUAAAUGAGAUCUCUGCUGAUCUCUGUUACUUUAUUACUGCAUGAUCACAACGUCAGCCCAAAUGGCUGCCAACAUCGCUCCCUUAAAUAUGGCAGACAACAGCCUGCAGACUGCGGUUCAUGUGCCAUGUGGGAUCUUUGUGUUUGUGUCUACUUUUGUUUCAUUUUCAACUACUGUUUGCCACAUUUUUGGCUCCAAAACCAACAUUAACCACGUUAAAAUGCUGGUUUUUAUUGUUUAUCUGACAUCUAAUAGAUCACCUUUGGAAUCUUGGUUUCCUUCUAUUUAUCAGUAAUUUGAUGAUACUUUUUUAAGACUUUGAGUAGGUGGUGGAGGGUGCCGACCAGUCAUGUAUAAGUGACUUAUUGCAGUUGAUAAUGGCCAUUUAUUGGGCUGAUGUCAUAUUUCCCAGGUGAUACUAAAUCAUGGCCAAACAAUAGUAUUUUUUCCUGCUAAUGUCAUCUGUGCCGUGCACUACAAAGCAAGAAUAUAUAGCAUAUAUUCAUAACUACAGCCAUCUCAGGGCACUAUACAUUGUAUAUUACAGAGUUCACAAGCCAUCAACUUGCUAUGAUCAGCACUUGGCAGCAGUAGGGAAAAAACCCUACCUUUAUAACUGUAAAAAUAUGCAACAGAACCAGGCUCAUGCCUUCAUACCAGGGAAAAUAUGGAGGAAGGGUGAAGACGGGAAAGAGGAACUUAAUUACAAGAAAAAAGCACUGAGCUUGUUGUGGCCAGUAAAACCUGUUGGGCUGUUAUGUAUUGUUAGCAAUGCAAGUUACAGUAACACAGACUGUAUGAACAUACUUGCAUUCAUUUAUUGAUACAGGAAAUACACAAAUAUCUGUUUUUAUGCUUGGUCCUGAUUUGCUGCCAGGUUAAUUUUGCAGCCCUGUUGGUGUUUAUCUCAGAGAAUGUUUAAUAAAUGAAGUGAACUGCACUUACAUUUGGUCAAAGCGAUUUCUGGCAGAUAGAUAAACAGUAUAUUCACUUUAGGAAGGAACCAGAUUAGCAGUAUUCGACAGCAUGCCUUUCUGGUUUUAUUUAGAGAACCACUAUAAAGUUUUGUGAGAUCCUUCACAGCUCUCUGUGACCCGUUCUUCUUCACAGAAGAAGGCAGUGUCGCUUGAUUGGUGCUAAAUGACGCGCCAAACGCGUUACUGUGCUCACAGUUUGAUAAAGAAAGGCUGAUGUAACAAAGAAUGUUGAUAACUAUUGUUGUGAUACCAAUUAUCUCUGAAUGUUGCAUUAGGUGUAAGCCAGAGAAAACCUGUCUGUGUCCAGCUAGAAAUGAGAUUUAAUACCUGAAUAAUGAUGAUGAGUCAGGUGUUCAGUUAUGAGGAUCAGGGGAUUCUUGCAUAAAGGGAUUGCUGUUUUUUUAAAAUCUAUGUUUAUGUCAUUUAUGUUUAUCAUAUGUUUACAACCAUAUAGUUUGUCAUUGUUUAUUCUCAGUUAACAGUUUGUUUUAUAGAUCCAUCAAGGUUCACAUGCCAACUUUUAUAGAGAAAUAAAUCAUUAAACAGAA